Messenger RNA from Zophobas morio, 848 nucleotides. RefSeq names its product glutathione S-transferase 1-like. The transcript is spliced from 3 exons. Lineage: Eukaryota; Metazoa; Arthropoda; Insecta; Coleoptera; Tenebrionidae. The record is from RefSeq and is a predicted model, not a curated record. Gene Ontology annotation, biological process: glutathione metabolic process. Gene Ontology annotation, molecular function: glutathione transferase activity. Bases 155 to 829 code for a protein of 224 amino acids.
AUAAAACCAGAUAAGGCCGUCUUUCCACAAUCCGACAAAUCUGAUAACGACUAUCUUCCAUAUAAAUAAAUUCCUCAAGUGCCACCAUUCAGAUAAUCCCGAGCCUUAUAUAAUCCCGCAUCGUAUCAAAAACUAAAAAAAUAAUAAAUAGAGGAUGUCGAUAAAGCUGUAUUACGCCCUCCCCAGCCCCCCCUGCAGGGCCACCCUUCUCACAAUAAAAGCCCUUCAGCUCGAAGUGGAUCUAGUGCCAAUCAAUCUCGUCGCCCAGGAGCACCUAACAACAGACUUCCUCAAGAUUAAUCCGUUCCACACGCUACCGACGAUACAAGACGAGGAGUUUUACAUAUGGGACAGUCACGCUAUUAAUUGCUAUCUAGUGGAUAAAUUCGGGGAGGACGAUGGGCUUUAUCCCAGGGAUUUGCAGAGGAGGGCGGUGGUGGACCAGAGGCUACAUUUUGAUUCGAAUGUGCUGAGUGCGAGGUUCGCGGCAAUCGUGAGCCCCAUCCUCCGAGAAGGCGCCCGCAUCAUCCCCAAAGACAAAUCGGACGCCCUCCUUCAAGGCCUCACCCUCCUGGAGUCCCUCCUAGAAAAAUCGUACUACGUCACUGGAAACACACUCACGAUUGCCGAUUUCAGCUUAGUGGCGACCGUCAGUAGUGCCAACGCCGUCCUCCCACUAGCCUCCAACAGAUUCCCCAACAUUUUCGAAUGGUUGGCACGCAUGGAGAGCCUUCCCUACUACCAGGAGGCCAACCAGGAGGGACUCGACGCCUUCGCCACCAUGCUUAAGAGCAAACAUCUUGUUAGACAAGCAUCUGCUGUGAAAUAAAUAUUUACAAAUCGAAAAA